This is a messenger RNA of Penaeus chinensis, 976 nucleotides long. Its product is annotated as transcription factor AP-2-delta-like. The record is from RefSeq and is a predicted model, not a curated record. Bases 126 to 872 code for a protein of 248 amino acids. Lineage: Eukaryota; Metazoa; Arthropoda; Malacostraca; Decapoda; Penaeidae. Gene Ontology annotation, biological process: regulation of transcription by RNA polymerase II; anatomical structure development; regulation of cell population proliferation. The transcript is spliced from 5 exons. Gene Ontology annotation, molecular function: DNA-binding transcription factor activity, RNA polymerase II-specific; RNA polymerase II transcription regulatory region sequence-specific DNA binding. Gene Ontology annotation, cellular component: nucleus.
GCGUGUGCGUGUGCGUGUGCAUGUGCGUGUGUGUGUGUGCGUGUGUGUGUGUGCGAGCGUGUGCUUAUAAUUGUUUGCUUGUGUUUGUUUGUUUAUGUACACUUUGUAUACACAGAUAAUAUCACAUGCAAUACCCGGGAAAUGUGGUUGACCGGUUUGAGAAAAGCCCUUGGACAGACGAGUUCGGGGAACCACAAAUGGCGGCGAACGAAGAAAUUAUCGAAGAAAUUCUGACCUGCAGUAGUUCUGCGAAUGAGGAGGAGAUUGUGCACAUAAUCCAAAGUAACGAAGGUCAGGAUGCUGCUCAGGAGACAGGUCUCACAGAGGAGGAAGGGGAGAGUCAAGAGCAUAAGGAACUUGUGUUUUGGGUACCAGCCUUGUUGAUGGUAGGGAGGGAACAACAAAGGAUAACAGUAACCCAGGAUGAGUUAAAGAGGAGAGUUGCUCCACCUGAAUGUUUAAGUCAGACAAUGCUGCUGUCCCUCCUUCGUCUGAGCAAAGAGAAGGGGAGGGAGCUGAAGGAAACUUUAGCCAAAAAUGGUAUCAAGAAAUUGACAUCGAAAUCUGCUGUGAUUUCAUGCUUCACAAAACUUACUGAGAUGGAAGCAGCACAGCUAGCAGAGGAUUACUUUUAUCUUGCAUCUAAACAUCUGAGAUUGAGAGAAAUUAAUCGUGAAAUUCUUCGCUCUCGUGAAGGAUGGGAGAAUUUUGAAAUCCAGGCAAACCAAACAAAGGAAUUGUUACAAGAUAUAUUAAGAGAGAUAGAAUCCCGGGACACUAAUCUCAGCUUAAUCACUCAUGGCUUUUCUCCACUUAUCAUAAGGGCUGUGAUUGAUAUUCUCGUUGAGAUUAUUACCUUCCACGAGGCUUAACCCAAGCAAAAUUGCUGUUCUUUAUUAAUGUAAUUUCUAGUAUAUUUAGUAUGUCUCUCUUAACAAUUUUGAAAUAAUUGACUAAUCAAUAAAUUGUGAAAAUA